Molecule: messenger RNA, 831 nt
Organism: Trichoderma virens Gv29-8
Lineage: Eukaryota; Fungi; Ascomycota; Sordariomycetes; Hypocreales; Hypocreaceae
Exons: 1
Coding region: 1-831 (276 amino acids)
Biological process (GO): spliceosomal complex disassembly
Cellular component (GO): spliceosomal complex
Source: RefSeq, a predicted model, not a curated record
AUGAGUGACGACAAAGCGGACCUUUUGCGGUUCGCAAAUGAAUAUGCGGACAAAAAUAUUGACCUCUAUGAGCUUCUUGGGGUGGAUGCUCUCACUCCCAAGGAAGACAUCCACCGAGCUUGGAGGAAAGCAUCCUUGAACUAUCACCCGGACAAAGCGCGCGAGAACUUUGAUGCAGCAAAAUGGGAGCUAUUCGAGAGAGCUAGGGAUAUUCUAUCUGAUCCUAAUGCCCGCGCGGCUUAUGAUCAGUCCCUCAAAGCUAAGUUACUGCGCAAGCAGGAGCGCGAGGCGAUGGACAGGGAGCACCAAAAGUUUGCCGACGACCUCGAGGCUCGCGAAAAUGCCCAUAGGCAGCAGAGGCAACAGCAGCAACAGCGAGAACAAGAGAAGUUGGACAAGGAACGAGAGCGACUGGCAGAGGAGCAGCGUCUCCAUGAAGAAGAAAAGAAGCGGCAGGCUGAGGCAGCCCAGGAAAUGGAAGAUUUGGCCGAGGCCAGGCGACGACUGAAAGAGAAGAAAGAGGAAAAGGCAAGGCGGAAGCAGUUCAAGGAGUCAUUAAAGGCCACGGGCGCUGUUAAAAAAACCUCGGGGCCUGCGAAUGGUGCAGUUCUGGUUCCUGGAGAUUACGUCGUGGACCUUGGUUCCGUAAGGAAGAUGUACUGGGAGCUAGUUUGCGACAAGUUGCGGGCCGUUCAAGCGGUAAGAAACUUACAGAAGCUGGAUAUAACGAAUAGCGAGGAGCUCGAAAACGCCGAGAAGGAAAUGAGGGAAGCUAGGCAACGAAUCCACGACGCGGAGAUGAAAUUCCAGCAAGAUACAGCUGCUGUCUAG